This is a messenger RNA of Funneliformis mosseae, 873 nucleotides long. Lineage: Eukaryota; Fungi; Glomeromycota; Glomeromycetes; Glomerales; Glomeraceae. The record is from the annotation of a GenBank genome assembly.
AUGGAUAUCUUUGAAGGAAAGACAAAAGAUUCAGCAGGAACGUCUGAAGAGGACCAGAUGAUUCAAUUGGCAAGGCUAGGAAGACCAUUAAUAUACAGCUAUUUUGAUGUCAAACAGAAAGGUUCCUUCUCGACUCAAACAUCCUUUACAGGACUUGUUUCACUAUUGAAGAUUAAACUCUUUGGUGGAGCAUCUUCUUUCAAAGACAGUGAGGAGAUGUCCAGUAUUGCUGUUUUAUCUGUGCUCGUUUGUUUGGAUAUUUCACCGCAAUCAAAGAUCGCCUCUGAUCUUGUGGCAUCCUAUAUGGCAACAUGUAUUGCAGUAUCACGUGACAGGGAGUUGUUAGUUCGUUAUCCUUCGGAACCUUUAUUAGCAGAAGUAGCGUUAUCUGCUAUUACUGAUAACGAGACGUUGGUUUUUGUUCUUCAAAGAUUCAAUGAGAUACUUAAAAAGGGAUUCGUAGACGCUGGCCCUCUCAAACAAUUAAUGGAAUUACUGGAUCCUGCUGCAGUUGAUAACCUACAACAUUUUGAGGAUGCAACUCGUAAUAAUCCUGGUGCAGACAUUAUGAUCCCUGUAAAACUAGCAAAAGACCGAUACUCCUAUAUCCUCGUUCAAGUGAAGAACUAUGCAUCAAGUGACCGGAAUGCAGACAAGAGCUAUCCAGAGUCUGGUUUAUCCAAAUUAACUUCACAGUUCGGACAACUCAGAGAGGUUCCACCAAUCCGCAAGUCCAAGCGCCAAAAACUUAAAGAACAACAACACCCUUUUGCACACUUUGGAUUAAAUUUCUUCAAAUUUCUUGAUCCCAGUGUCAAAGAAGAAUUAGCAGACCUUUUGGAUGCCUUUAUUUCACCCUUUAAUAAAGCAUGA